AUGAGGGAUCUAUGCAUCCCCUUGGAGACGUACGCGUACGACCAAGAAUUUGCAUGCGCUCUGUUGAUCGGGCUGCUGGAACCGACUUUGAAAAGGUAUGGAAUCAAGCUUACAGAUGCACCGGAUGCUACGAGCGGCGAAGCCGCAAAAAGUGGCACAGGCGCAGCGGCUCCCAGCGCGGAUGCUAUCUCAAUAAGUGACAGUGAUACAGCGCUCCAGGAAGAAAAGGUCCCUUCUCCCCACGAACCAGAACCUAUUGACAGUUCACCAUCGACCGACAAAGAAGCACCGAGUCAAGCUGGCAAGAUCUAUGGAGAGAUGAUUUCUGAACUGGUGCAAAACCUUUGGCGGGUGUGUAAGGAAGACUGUGAGGUAAGGUUGAGAGCAAAAAUUGAAGAAAAGCAGCAGCAGGUGACUGCUCGAGUGGAAGCUGUGCAAGCUCUGCGAGUUCGUGCUGUUCGAGCCAUCAUGGAAGUAGAUGGUGCUCAAGUUUCAAGCUUCAACCCGUCAGCUCCCGAUGACAGUAACAAUGUGCUUCUAUACGAGGCGUCUUGCAUGGUGAACGGCAUUCCCGUCACACUUCACGUCACCUAUGGCAAUUUGAUUUAUCGGACAAUGGUGCCCGUUUUCGCGCGCACGACGGUGGUGCCAUUCGAGGAUGUCGUAAACGUUGCCCAAACCACUUCGUUUGGUAUCCAGGUUGUAUCGAUGGGGUUGGACACAACAAAGCAUACGAAAGGGAUAACAAUCGCCAUGGGACUCGAAGUUGACUUGCUGUUUCAACUUCUGCACGAGAUCUUUUCAAUGCACCAACGCGAGAUCAGGGCAAGCAUCACCGCCUUGCCACCUCUUCAGCAGCAGGAAACUGAGAAGAACCCGGCCGAGCUGCAGAAGAUCUUAUGCUCCGAGGAAGAGGAGACCAAGGAGGACGAA
Phytophthora sojae is the source of this 933-nucleotide messenger RNA. RefSeq lists its product as hypothetical. The transcript is spliced from 5 exons. The annotation marks the transcript as partial. Lineage: Eukaryota; Oomycota; Peronosporomycetes; Peronosporales; Peronosporaceae. The record is from RefSeq and is a predicted model, not a curated record.